UUUAUCUGAAUUUAGAAGCAAGAAGUUUCUGGACAUCCAGUCCUUGAUGUCCCUAAGACAUGCCUGAAGUUUAACCAACGAUUCUGUCUCAUCCGGCUUCAUAGACAAAUAGAGCUGCGUAUCAUCAGCAUAACAAUGAAAGUGUAUAUGGCUAUGUAUUGCCAACUCAGAAUUAAAUACAGAGCGAAGUAGCUAAAGUGAUGACAGGUAGUGUUUGGCUGUGUUCCGCCAGUCAAAAGUCCAUAUCGUGUGAUAAUAUAUACAUUUGUUGCUUCGUAUAAUUUUACUUGAGGCCGAGAUCAAAUUUCACCCCCCUACAGUUGUCAUGGAAGUAAAAUCUAACUAUGGAGACCAAAACUGUUUUCGUACCAGACUGUAAAUUUGUUUAUUUCUGCUGUCAAGUUGGACAAUCUAACAUGGAGGUUAGUGGAGAUGAACUCACUGACUGCGUUUACAUGCAUCAAUAACCCUUUUAAAACCCAAAUAUUAGCAAUAACCUGGUUGUGCACAGCCAUGUAAACACCAAUAACCCCUUUGAAUAACCGGAAUUUGCUCAUAUUCCGGCUUUUAAAAACCCCAAUAUGAGCCCUGGGUUACUCCUUUUAAAACCUGAAUAUUGGGUCAUGUAAACGCCAAACGGAAUAUCCCCAUCAAAAGGAACAGGAAUUUGUUUUCUGAGCAUGUUCUUUUCGCAAGGAAUCUUGUUUUUUUGAGUCCAGGAAGUUCUUAUAAACAUGGAGAAACGCAAGACCACGCCACACUUUUGCAGUGAGGAGGAGACUAAUCAUUUUAUAAAUGUAAUGAAAGAUAUGAACAUUUCUGCAUUUGUAGACGGUAUAAAGUACAGGGAUAGCGAGAUUUACAAGACGGUGAGCGAAAAGUUGCGUGAAGCAGCAUUUGUUUUGAAUUUGGAAUCAGGAAGAAGAAGUGGAAAUGACGGGAAUUGCGUCAUGAUGUUCUCAGUGCGUUGCUGGUUUGAUCGAGAUAUCCCAAAUGAUUAAUUACCAUGUAAACAGGGAUAACCCUGUUUGCUCAUGCAUGGAAACAGAUUAUUCCCAAUGUUUCAGUAACCGGAAUAUUAGCAAUAACCCGAAUUUUGACUGCAUGUAAACGCAGUCACUGUUGGAUCCAGAUCUUAGCGGUCGGUAGAGGAACUGCAGGUCCGGAUCGUCACCCCAGCGGUCGGUAAAGGAACUGAAACUUGAUGUAGUUCAGCAUUAGCCUCAGUCUGAAAGUUGGGUAAUUGACACUUGAUCUACUGCAGUUUAUGAAAAAUUCCGUUGUUUUUGUUGUUGUUUUUCUGUCAUUUAUGGGUUUUAAUAUGUUUAUUUUGUUUUGCUAUUACAAUGUUUUAAACUACACAGUUUUUCCUGGCAUUUCAUCACAGAACUUUACACUAGUUUUUUGGACCUGCCGGCUUGCCAUAGGCUGGUCUGGAGUCGUGCAUGCUGUUUUCCUGCACUUGUGCUUUCCACCAGCAGAGAGGCAGAGCAGCAGCUGGAACCAGCAGGAAUGUGUCUCUGCAGGACCUAAUACUGGCUGAAAGUCCUCAGGCUCCAGUUAAACAUGUCGUCCUCAUACGCAGCGGCUAUAUCUGCCCUUAUUUCGACAAGUGGCUCUAACCCGCCCGUCAAAGCCAGCCCUCCACCCGUCAAAGCCAGCCCUCCACCCGUCAAAGCCAGCCCUCCACCCGCCUCGCAGACGCAGAGCCGUCCUCCCUCCUCGCAGACGCAGAGCCGUCUGCCCUCCUCGCAGACGCAGAGCCGUCUGCCCUCCUCGCAGACGCAGAGCCGUCUGCCCUCCUCGCAGACGCAGAGCCGUCCGCCCAGGAAGGAGCCCCGCUGCCCUGCGGUCCAGCCCCCCGACCCUCUGGGGUCUUACGACGAGCAGCAGGAGAAUCCUGCAGAGUACGGCAUUGGUGGUUACUACCCGGUAGGGAUCGGAGAAAUCUUCGCUGACCGCUACCAAGUGGUUAAAAAGCUGGGAUGGGGUCAUUUCUCCACCGUAUGGCUCUGCUGGGACAUGCAGACGAGGCACUUUGUGGCUCUGAAGGUGGUGAAGAGCGCUCAGACAUUCACGGAGACGGCUCUGGAUGAGAUCAAACUCCUGAAAUGUGUCAGGGACAGUGACCUCAAAGAUCCCAAACGUGAGAGGAUCGUGCGCCUGAUUGAUGACUUCAGGAUCUCCGGGGUGACGGGAGAGCACGUGUGCAUGGUUCUGGAGGUUCUGGGCCAGCAGCUUUUGAAGUGGAUCAUCAAAUCCAACUACGCUGGCCUCCCCUUGCCCUGCGUCAAGAGCAUCCUCAGACAGGUUCUGCAGGGUUUGGAUUACUUGCACACUAAAUGCAAGAUAAUCCACACGGACAUCAAACCUGAGAACAUCCUCCUGAGGGUGGAAGAUGCUCAUAUUGAAAAGCUGGCAGCCAACACCAGGCUGUGGCAGCUUCCCGUUUCCGCCGUCCUCAGCGACGCAGCAAACAGAGGCGCCAGACAAAAACAGAGUCUUUUCCACGUUCUGGAGAGGCUGACUGGGAUUUUCCACUCUCUUGGGGAAUGGUCCAGUAAGGUCUCGAGGAGUCGGGUGAAGCGGCCCUCCCGGGGCCAGCAGGGUUCCCCGGCCCAGGGGCCAGACGGGCCUCGUGGGCCCCGUUCUGUUGCCUCCAGCACACACAGCGUUAGUGGUCCUCUGAAGCUCGCAGCUUCCAAAGGCAGGGAGAGGAGAUGUACUCUGCUGCUGGAGGACGAGCUGGUGAUGAGCAGCGUCUCCCACAGCCAGAGGAACCCACUGUGCUCCUGCCCGGACCUCAGCGUGGAGUCUCCCGUCAUCGCCCCCAGAUCUGCGCUCCAGCGUCCGACUGCAGGCGCAGAGCCGCCUCCUACUCCGUCCUCAGCUCCAGACGUCGGGGAGCCGGAUGCGCCGCUGGACCUACUGAAGCCUCAGAAUGCCGACAAAAUUUGCAUCAAGAUAGCUGACCUGGGCAAUGCCUGCUGGGUGCACAAACACUUCGCUGAGGACAUCCAGACGUGUCAGUACCGCUCCAUCGAGGUGCUGAUCGGCGCUGACUACGACACGCCGGCUGAUAUCUGGAGCACGGCUUGCAUGGCGUUUGAGCUGGCCACCGGAGACUACCUGUUCGACCCCCAGCCAGGACCCACCUUCUCCCGCGAGGAAGACCACAUCGCCCACAUCAUGGAGCUGCUGGGACCUCUGCCCUGCCAGUUCGCCCUCUCGGGGAGAAACUCCAAGCGCUAUUUCAGUCGGAAAGGACAACUUCGCCACAUCGGCAAGCUGAAGCCGUGGAGUCUGUUGGAAAUCCUGCUGGAUAAAUACGAGUGGCCGCAUGAGGAGGCCGUGCAGUUCACUUCCUUCCUGUCCACCAUGCUGGAACUGCUGCCGCGGAAAAGAGCCACGGCGGCCCAGUGUCUGAAACACCCCUGGAUCAGCCCCUAGAGGCCCCUAGGGGCCCCGGCCGAGCCUCCGGGGCCACGGCAGGCCCGGUGUCUGAAACACCCCUGGAUCUGCCCCUAGGGGCCCCGGCCGAGCCUCCAGGGCCACGGCAG
Molecule: messenger RNA, 3560 nt
Organism: Cololabis saira (Pacific saury)
Lineage: Eukaryota; Metazoa; Chordata; Actinopteri; Beloniformes; Belonidae
Product: SRSF protein kinase 3-like
Exons: 15
Coding region: 1567-3450 (627 amino acids)
Biological process (GO): regulation of mRNA processing; protein phosphorylation; spliceosomal complex assembly
Molecular function (GO): ATP binding; protein kinase activity
Source: RefSeq, a predicted model, not a curated record